Molecule: messenger RNA, 1913 nt
Organism: Harmonia axyridis
Lineage: Eukaryota; Metazoa; Arthropoda; Insecta; Coleoptera; Coccinellidae
Gene: Arf79F
Product: ADP-ribosylation factor 1
Exons: 4
Coding region: 340-888 (182 amino acids)
Biological process (GO): intracellular protein transport; vesicle-mediated transport
Cellular component (GO): cytoplasm; plasma membrane
Molecular function (GO): GTPase activity; GTP binding
Source: RefSeq, a predicted model, not a curated record
GACAUUCGACAAGAUUUUGGGAGGUUUAGUGGAUGUGUGCAUUUUUCUUUUAUUAUAGUGUGUUAUUAUAAAAGGGUAUGUAAAAAAUAUGCAAAAGAAACGCACAAAAUGUUGCACGAAUUAGUGUGAUCUUAUAUUGUGGUGAUUCAUAGGAAAACUGCUCAAUCAUCAACAAAGUACACGUUAACUGACAAGACGUGUCGGCUUCCUAAUUUUCAUCAUAUUUCCUCGUUUCGCUUCGGUUUAAUUCCAUUCUUCUGCUUCCAAAUAAUUGGGAGGAAUUAGGAAAUUAACUAUUUAGAUCAAUUUCGAUUCUUAAGGAAACUUAAUACUGUUAAAAUGGGCAAUGUAUUUGCGAAUUUAUUUAAAGGUCUCUUUGGGAAGAAGGAAAUGAGAAUAUUGAUGGUUGGUUUGGAUGCUGCUGGUAAAACCACAAUUUUAUAUAAACUUAAAUUAGGAGAAAUUGUUACUACAAUCCCCACUAUCGGGUUCAAUGUUGAAACUGUAGAAUAUAAGAACAUUAGUUUUACUGUAUGGGAUGUUGGUGGCCAAGACAAAAUUAGGCCAUUGUGGAGACACUACUUCCAAAACACACAGGGCCUAAUUUUCGUAGUUGAUAGCAACGAUAGAGAGCGUAUUGGUGAAGCUAAAGACGAAUUGAUGCGCAUGUUAGCAGAAGACGAACUCAGAGAUGCUGUAUUACUUAUAUUUGCUAACAAACAAGAUUUGCCAAACGCAAUGAACGCAGCGGAAAUAACUGACAAACUGGGUCUCCAUUCUUUGAGAAAUCGCAACUGGUACAUUCAAGCGACUUGUGCAACCAGCGGAGAUGGGCUCUACGAAGGUCUAGAUUGGCUCUCCAAUCAGCUCAAGAAUGCCCACCAUUAGUACAGUGUUUUAUUUCAAUCACACUAAUGUGAUUGUGUAUCAGACUUAAGUGUUACUUUACCAUAUGUUGCAAUUCGACUGUUCUCCUCAAACCAAUCACCUGUUGUCUCCUUACUGUUUGCCAACAUACUAUCCUCGGUCAAUAAAAUUAUUAACAUUAUAGUUAGGCCUUUUUUUUUUUCAUUAAUUUUAGUGCAUGUGUAUGUGGUCAAACAGUAUGCUUAGAUUAACUUUAGUUUUAUUCACUAUCGUAUUUUAUAUUUAUUUUGGUAAUGCAGAUUUACGUUGUACAUCUUAGGUUUUGUAUAAGACACUUGUACAGUCUCUAUUUGUAUUAAUAAAAAUGAUUGAAAAGGUAUGUCUGUAACAUAUGGUAGGUUCCCUGAUUUUUUUACUGAUGGGCAAGUUAACGUACAUUUUUGAUUCUAAAUAACUCUAUUGGUUUCUGUUGGAGCUAGGAAACGAUAGAUUAGAUUCGAUUUAGCCUUAAUUAUUUUAAAAUCAGAGGAAAAUGUAAUUCAACCUAGUGUGAAUAUUUUGUAUUAGACUUCAAACUGGUCAGGUUUACAUAACCUCAGAUCAAUAGGGAAAUCCUGUGUUUCCACCAUUUCAUUUCACUUUCAGCAUUUUAGGGUAUGGACUUUUGAAACUGUUGAAGAACCAGGAUAUAAUUUUUUUUAACACAUUGACAUCUUUGAAGGAGUUAUUUAUAACAAUUAUGUAUGGAGUUAUGCCCAGCAAAGAGCUUAGCUCAAUGUAAGAUUAUCUCGUUGUUCGAAUUGGAAUUAAAAUUAUUUAAAAAUUUGAACAAUUUUUGGUAGUUUGUCUUCAUUUUGAAUUUUCGAUUACUCACAAAUAUUGGCAUAUGUUGAUGGAGUAAUUUAUUGAAAAAAAAAAUGAAUUGUAUUUUUUCGGCUGAAUCAGUUUCGUUGACAUUCCCGUUUAUCAUGCUGUAUUUCAAAUGGAUAUACUAUUAAAAUUAUUGUCGAUAAUUUAUAUUAUGCAUAAUUAAAUUGUAUUCGAGA